Geodia barretti is the source of this 1549-nucleotide messenger RNA. NCBI's taxonomy places the organism in Eukaryota, Metazoa, Porifera, Demospongiae, Tetractinellida, Geodiidae. The record is from the annotation of a GenBank genome assembly.
AGGUAAGCCUUGCUAAUUAGCAUAUUUAUUGACUUGUUCACUUGGUUUUCACGCCAAACUUCUGAACACAGUAUUUUUUAUUUUAUGAUAUCGCCUUGGCCAGUGUAGCACUGAACCUGUUACUAUUGCUCUUUGGCCAGUUUCUUGCAAGUGGUGGCAGAAAAUGUGGUAACAGACAGACUUGACAGACACACUCACGAACCAAUGAAAAGCACUGAAGUGCAAACCCUCGGCGCACUGUGACGCGCACGCGUAAGUAAACGCAUGCGCCGUACCACUAAUUGAUGGGCUGGGUUUAGUUUUAGCUGUUACUCGUGGUCUCUUGCCAGCUCGCGCAGAGUCUGAUGCGGGCUAACUACACUACUAGAUAGCAUGCGAGAGGCGAUACACGCCCUGCGUUGCAUCUUCUGGUGCCUCCGAAGUACGCAGAGCACGCGGAUCGACCAGACCGCGGUAAGCCAUCCCGUCCGUUUCGUAUUUGCAUAUUGGCUUUUUCGCGCUCUAGCUUUGCAACGGAGCAGUUUCAGAGAAAACCCCACAAACUUUCUGACCUUCAUCGCCCGUUCGGCCACCAGACCGGAGGGAGCUGGAAAGGAGACAGAGAGAGCUGGAGUAUUUCGAACAGAGACGAAAAGAGAGAGAAAGAGUGGCAGAGUGUGGGGUUUCAGAGAUGUGGGCUUUGAGUCCAGAACGACCAGAAUUCGACUCUGAUGAUGAAGAGACUAUCAAACAGAGAGAACAGGCUGAGCUAAUGGCACAGCUGGCAAAGAGGGAGGAGAAGGAAAGAAAGCGUCGCAAGAGGAAGAAGAAACACAGGGAUAGUGGUGGCAGGAAGGGAAGAAAGAGUAAGAGGUCACGCAAGGUGUCUGAGAGUUCAACUGAGGAUUCCAGUGAGGAAAGUGAGGAGGAGGAAGGGGGGGAGGAGGGAGUGUGGGUGGAGAAGAAGGUACAGCAGGAUGCAGAUGGGGCAUUCGUGGGACCAACUCAAGAGAUUAGAGUCCAGGCUGUCACUUCCAUGAAGGACUAUGGCCAUGCUCUACUGCCGGGUGAGGGAGAAGCAAUGGCAGCCUACGUGGAGAGUGGGCAGAGGAUUCCCAGGAGAGGAGAGAUCGGGCUCACCUCUGGCGAGAUCAACACGUUUGAGGACGUUGGCUACGUCAUGAGUGGGAGUAGGCAUCGUCGUAUGGAGGCAGUGCGUAUCCGUAAGGAGAACCAGAUCUACAACGCAGACGACAGGAGAGCUCUGGCAAACUUCAACAGAGAAGAGAGGCUGAAGAAAGAGAACGAGAUAAUGUCCGCCUUCAGAACCAUGAUCCACAAGAAAAACAGCUCCAAGUGAAAAAAGACUCGAAAACAACUCUUUAACAACUAAUUGUCUGUUGCCAAAUAAAUAUACUAUGACCUCAAACCUACGCUGAUAUGCAGUUUUUGAAUUUGUCUGUUGCUUCGUAUCACAUCUUGUAUUGUACAUACAUAAUAUGAAGUCAUUGCCACAUAAUUAAUACUAAUUAGCAGUUAUUGUAUGUGAGACUACACAGAUAGCGCCACA